CUUAAGUUCCUUUAGGUCAUCUUUUAUAUAUGUCGGCGGCCAGAUGUUAGAGCAGAAAUCUCGUGAACCAAAAGUUUAUCUCAAAAUGUCUCUUUGCGGAUUUGAUGAAAAUGAUAUUACAUACUUUUCUCCCCAGCAAAGAAAAGAUUUUUUCACAAGAAUGACUCCUAUAAUUGAAGUGGUACGGGAAGAGGGAACAAGUAGGAGGAAUGGGGUUUUCAUUUCUUCCAAGCUUGUAUUGACGGUAACUUUCGAAGAUCUUGUUACCAAAGAAUCUUACAACGAUUUGUUGAUAAUUGUGAAAACGAAUAUUGGAGAAGAAUUGACUGCAAAAGUUGCUUCCGUUUGUCCCACAUCGCAUUUGAUGUUACUUCGUGUGAAGAAAAAGCAAGGACAAGUCAGUUAUGUUGAAUUUGCGGAGGAUCAACCUGGAUAUGGAAGUGAGGUACAAGCCAUUUACUGCAAUGAUAUAUCUGGAUAUUCUUACAGAAGAGGAAUACUUUCAUUUAUUGGUAGAAAGUUCAGUUAUGUAUGGGAUAUCUUGCAGAAUGGGACUGAGAAUCAAAAACAAUUUGCUGAAAAGCUUCCUAUUGGGAAAUUGGAUUCAUGUUGUGAAUUGAUUCAAACACAUGGUUUGUAUACCCGGCAGUACCAUACCGCGGGAGCACCUUUAUUCAACAACAAAGGAAGACUGAUUGGAUUAAAUGCUUUUUUUGUUUUUGGCUUUGAUUUUGGAAUUUGUUUAAGUGAGUUAAGAAGAUUCUUUGAUACUUAUUCUUUGGAAAAAAAGAGAGACAAGGAAAGAAAGAGACGAAAGAGAAAGAGAAGUCAGGACGAAUCGGAAACAAAGAAGAAGAAAAACUAUAAAGAAUCCGAGACAAGAAAGAAAAGACAAAAGCAUGGUGCUUCUGGUGCUUCACACACGCCUACGACCGGUGUAAACAAAGUUGCUGAUUUGGUUGAGGUCACUCUUGGACCAAAAAGCAGGAAUGUUGUACUAGAAAGCAAAUAUGACUUCCUGAAAAUUGUUAAUGAUGGUGUGACCGUUGCUAAGGAGGUUGAGUUGGAGGACCCGGUCGAGAACAUUGGGGCUAAGUUAGUGAGGCAGGCAGCUGCCAAGACGAAUAACUUGGCUGGCGGUGGAAUGAUAAAAUCAGUUGUACUUGCGGAAGGUCUGAUUGCUGAAGGUGUCAAGGUAGUGGCAGCUGGUGCAAACCCUGUCUUAAUCACUAGGGGCAUUGAGAAAACCACAAAGGCUUCAGUAUCUGUGCUUAAGGAUAUGUCAAAAGGGGUUGAAGACAGUGAACUUGCAGAUGUGGCAGCUGUUAGUGCUGGGAACAACUAUGAAGUAGGAAAUAUGAUCGCUGAGGCCAUGAGUAAAAGUGGUCUAAAGGGUGUGGUUACCCUUGAGGAGGGAAAAAGUGCUGAGUAUAGCCUCUACGUUGUUGAUAGGAUGCAAUUUGAUCGUGGUUAUGUUUCACCUUAUUUUGUCACUGAUAGUGAGAAAAUGGCAUUGGAAUAUGAGAACUGCAAGUUGCUACUUGUUGAUGAGAAAAUAACAAAUGCAAGAGAUCUUAUAAACAUCCUGGAAGAUGCUAUUAGAAGUGGAUACCCAAUUUUGAUAAUUGCAGAAGAAAUUGAACAAGAAGCCUUAGCAACACUGGUUGUGAACAAGCUUAGAGGGGCUCUGAAGGUAGCUGCUCUCAAAGGUCCUGGCUUUAGAGAGUACCUUGAUGACAUUGCUAUUCUUACUGAAGGUGCUGUAAUCAGAGAUGAGGCUGGGCUUUCCUUGGACAAAGCUGGCAAAGAGGUCUUGGGCCAUGCUUCUAAGGUUAUGCUUACGAAGGAUACAACCACCAUUGCAGGUGAUGGAAGCACCCAGCAAGUGGUAAACCAACGAGUUGUGCAGAUUAGAAUUCUCAUUGAGGCUGCAGUACAAGAGUAUGAGAAGGAAAAACUUAAUGAAAGGAUUGCCAAAUUAUCUGGUGGCAUAGUAGUGAUACAGGCUGGAGCUCAAACUGAAACAGAGGUUAAAGAACAGAAAUUGAGAGUAGAAGAUGCUUUUGGUGCAACUAAGGCAGCAGUUGAGGAAGGUAUUGUUGCUGGUGGUGGAUGUACUUUGCUGAGACUUGCUUCUAAGGUGGUUGCUAUUAAGGAUUCCGUUGGUAAUGAUGAAGAAAAGGUUGGAGCAGAUGUUAUUAAAAGAGCUUUGAGUUACCCUCUAAAAUUGAUUGCUAAGAAUGCUGGGGUUACUGGAAGUUCGAUUAGCGAGAAGAAUGGAUUCAAUGCUGCCACUGGAAAAUAUGAGGAUCUUAUGGCUGCAGGAAUUAUUCAUCCAACCAAGGUUUGUUCCUUUAUUGAGCUCUACAUCUAUUUUGUUGUAUUUUACUCCAUUUUAAAUUGAAUGUUCACUCUCUGCCU
This is a messenger RNA of Durio zibethinus, 2421 nucleotides long. The record is from RefSeq and is a predicted model, not a curated record. Lineage: Eukaryota; Viridiplantae; Streptophyta; Magnoliopsida; Malvales; Malvaceae.